AUGUUCGCCAUCCAGCCAGGGCUUGCUGAGGGGGGCCCAUUCCUGGGGGGCCCGGCCCCUGCAGCAUGUCAGCCCCAACCAGACAGCAACUGCAAUUUCAUGGCGAGUGCCAGGGAUGCCAAUGAGAACUGGCAUGGGAUACUGGGCAUGGUGGAGCCCACCCUGCUAAGGAGCUCCUCCGAGCUGUCCUCUGCUAGCCAGGCCUCACAGGCUCCUGGGUCGCAUGAAGAAGGGGUCCGCAGCCCCCCUGAGGGAGCAGAGAUUCCCAGAGCUGAGCCUGAGAAGAUGGGGGAUGCCAGCACCAUCUGCUCCCCUCUGGAGGACAAUGGCUACGCCAGCAGCCCCCUGAGCACUGACAGCCCCAGCAGCAGCAGCAGCAGCAGCCCUGAGCCUGCCUGUGGGACCCCCCGAGGCCUGGGCCCCUCAGAUCCUCUUCUGCCCUCUGUGGCCCAAGCUGCGCAGCAGCUGCAGGCACAGGAGCGCUACAAAGAGCGGGAGAAGGAGAAGCACCACGUGCACUUGGUGAUGUACCGACGCCUGGCACUGCUGCAGUGGAUCCGGGGCCUGCAGCACCAGCUGGUUGACCAGCAGGCCCGGCUGCAGGAAAGCUUCGACACCAUCCUAGACAAUCGCAAGGAGCUGAUUCGUUGUCUCCAGCAGAGGGCAGCACCACCCAGACCCCAGGACCAGGGCUAA
Ochotona curzoniae (black-lipped pika) is the source of this 696-nucleotide messenger RNA. RefSeq names its product chromosome unknown C1orf216 homolog (gene CUNH1orf216). The record is from RefSeq and is a predicted model, not a curated record. The coding region runs from base 1 to 696 and encodes 231 amino acids. NCBI's taxonomy places the organism in Eukaryota, Metazoa, Chordata, Mammalia, Lagomorpha, Ochotonidae. The transcript has a single exon.